Molecule: messenger RNA, 1396 nt
Organism: Dendronephthya gigantea
Lineage: Eukaryota; Metazoa; Cnidaria; Anthozoa; Malacalcyonacea; Nephtheidae
Exons: 2
Coding region: 141-1058 (305 amino acids)
Molecular function (GO): acetyltransferase activity
Source: RefSeq, a predicted model, not a curated record
UUUGACGACAUCAAUGUUUUGAUAAGCAUAACUAUCAAACAUUACUUUUACAGUUUUAUUGCUGAGUAAUUCUGAUUGGUAAAGAAAGAGGAAGUUACAAAUUCCUGCAGACAUUUACAUUUGAACUUUGUCUCCAUACCAUGUCCAUAUAUACUAAUACAAAGAACAUGUUAACAAAGAAAGAAGCGAUCAGAUUCCUCGAAGAUUCUUGGCAAAUGAAAGAUGUGGCAGAAGACAUCCAGAAUAAUCGUGAAAAAUUUCUGAACAAACUGAUUGUAACCAUUCAUGAGAGGGUGCCAUUUCAUCUUUUAUUUGUACGAAAUCUUGCAUUCAUACCUCCAGAAACACGAAAGCUGCCCACAUUAGAUGAAGGUGAUCACAUUUGUGUGUCAGGGGAUGGGGGCAAUUGCACAGUUAUCAAUUUGUUUACUUCACGACUACUAACAGCUCUGGGAUUUUCUAACCUUGUUUGCCCAGCAUGUUUAACAAACAGUUCUCUUAAUUUCCAUGCAAUUGUGAUUGUAAAAGAUCUCAUUAAUGCAGGUGACCAUCAUCUUGUUGACUGUGGUUUGGGCUUGCCUUCAUUUGAAGCAAUCCCAUUAAAUUUUAACAAGGAGUCACCUAUUUACCAGAAUUCAUAUCUUGAAUACAAGUUUAUCAAACAUGAUGGUAAAAUUCUUCGCAUGCAUGGUAAAGGAGAUCUGAUGGCCCGUAAUGAUCCACCAAAAGAGGUUGAUUUCAUUCAAGGAAAAUGGAGAAGAUUCUUUGAAUUUAAAAUGGAAGAUAUGACAGAUUGCCAAACCUUUACAGAUUCGCUUCCUCAGGUUUUAUCUCGUUUCCUUCACAAGGUUGACCCACGUGUAUCCAGAUUUCCAGGUGGCAAAACUAUUAUGGUAUUUGGUGAUAUUUUGUAUGUUGAAAAAGAAGACAAGACACUGAAAAAGAUUGUUCUGAAAUCAAAAGCAGAGAUAUUUCAAGCAUUUGAGGAUUAUUUCCCCAGCAUAAACAAAGAACUAAUCAAGCAAGCUUAUUCAACAUGGCACAAGUCAAAAUUAUGAGGACAGACAUUAUUCUAGACUAUCAUAAAUUGUUGUUAACUGACAGUAUUCAACAACAAGUAUAACCAUAAGGAAUUAGAACAAAUAAAUAUGUUGUAGGACACAUCUUUCAGUUUGCCAAAGAGAUUGAGUAAUGUAUGUUUCAUAUAAGACCAUAUAUUUGUGGAAAAACAAACACAAGGCCCACUGAGAAACAUGUUCAUCUGCCACAAAAACCACAACAGAACUGUUCAUGGUAAUUCUAGAUCAGUCUGUUAUACAGGUAUGUGGUGGAUGUUGGACAAGCUAAUUUUACCAUAAUUUUUAUUGAUUUAUACAAAAUAAGACUGAGAUUUAAA